AAACUCUUUUAGGAUGGCAAUGGUAACGUCACGUCACAUUUCCCAUGACCCAGUCAGCAAUUUGAGGGUAAAAGUACGAUUAAAACGAAUAACAUCGACAUCUGUGCUGGGGAACAUAGCAGAGACAUUUGCUAAUCCUGCAUCUACCGGUCAGGAUAUAGAACUAAUGCCUCGUAACGAAGAAGCAGGUGCCACUGAAGAAGCGACCGUAUCCUGGCAGGAGAAGAUCUUGAGUCAGAGAGAGAUAGAGCUUUAUGGAGAUGCUAUCAACUGUAAUACUGUUAGAGAGAGGCACUACCAUGAGGUGAUUGAAGGGAUGAGGGAACGUAACGAGUUCCACCACCGCCGUAUCUACACCUGCGUAGAAGAGGACCCGGCUGUUAGUGAUAAGGAAAACAUACCUCUUACUUCCAGAACCUCCCAGGCUUUAUCUUAUCUUGAGCACAAGAUGAGACAAGCGAGACCAGCGGGUCGGAAACAAAACUACACACCCUUACAGCACCCAGUUCAAGUUCCUUCCAGUGAUGUCAACAGGAAAUCUAAUCAUGUUCAAUUGGUUGCUGCCCAGCGGAUGUACAUAAUGGCAGAUAUUGGCAGACCCCGAGGUCUGCCCAGAGUGGAGGAUGAAGCAGUCCUCUGCGCCGUUACCAUGGACACCAACCACGUGCUGAGUGUAACACCGCCCUUGAAUAGCGGUGACGCGCACUCAAUAGAGAACAGUGACGGAGACGUUUGGGAGUACACAGUGGAGCAGGUGGUUCAGGAGUUUAGUGAUAAGGAUAAGGUCCGCGAGCACGAGGUGCUGGAGGAGCUGUUCUCCCGCCACGCCUCAAUGUUACACAACAUGGUGGGAACCAGCUUCACUGACCCGCCUCAAGAGGGCGCAGAGCGCGUGCAUGUGUUCGGGGAGAUUGCACGUGCAGUAGGGUUUGAUGCUGAUAAUCUGUUUGUUAAUUACAGUUUCGAUCUGCCGCUUGGUUGGUGUGUGGAGGAGGAUGUCGAGAUGAGAGGGCUAACUCAACGUAGUAUCAUCAGAGAAACAAAGUCGGGACAGAUUGCACACUUCAACCACCCUUUUGAACUGACACUUUUCAAUAGCACAAGUAAAGACGAAGAAAUGGGCGGGCGACCUAGACUUUUUGUUGAGGUACGCAGCGUGGACAGCUGGGACCGGGUCAGACUGGAAGGGUACGGGUACCUGACCCUGCCCAACACCACCGGGUGCCACACCCACACUCUCAACACCUGGAGACCGGAGGGACCAGACAACACCACAAAACUCCGGAGGUUCUUUGUUGGAGGCACUCCGGAGCUGAGUGAUGUGAGAUACACUCACGUUCCUAGCAACUACAACUCUCAUCCCGAUCAGAGUACAUUGCUGGGAAAGUUUGGAUUUAAGACGGUCAGUAGUGGCACUGUGGAAGUAAGGGUGAACAUCGUCAAACAAACCAUGCCUUCCUUCACUGAGGACAAUCAGAAAUACAAACGUGUCGCGCUCAAGGAUAAAUACGGUCGACCAGGGGUUCAAAUGGCUCUACUGGAUGCUAUUGAGACAUUCUCUAAAGCCAGAAAGCGUCUAGAGUCGAUGAGAACGACGCUGGAACCCUCACUGUCUCGAUUAGCUAGCAAUAUAUCCACUGAACAGAGCAUCAUCAAGCGAUGGAGUAAACUAACCUUCAGUAAAGAAUGAUGUUCAGUGCAGUGGAUUUACAGACUGUUUAUAUUUUGGAGCUAUGACUAAAGCUUUAAAUUCAUAUUUUGCGCGAGAGCAUGAGUGUAUUGACUCGGGAAUGUUUUAAUCUGAUAUCAGAGGUUACUUUAAAUAUUUUGACAGAAUUUGACUGGGUAUUUGACCACAAAGUGAGAAUUGUAACCGAUCGGCAAUCUGUAAAUAGCUAAUAUUGAUCUGUGUACAUAUUGUACUAUACAUAUUGUACUAUCAUAAGGUAUCUCACCAUCAUGUCGUAGAAAUAAAAUAUUUUAUUUACCA
Molecule: messenger RNA, 1990 nt
Organism: Bolinopsis microptera
Lineage: Eukaryota; Metazoa; Ctenophora; Tentaculata; Lobata; Bolinopsidae
Product: tectonic-like complex member MKS1
Exons: 9
Coding region: 14-1690 (558 amino acids)
Biological process (GO): cilium assembly
Cellular component (GO): MKS complex
Source: RefSeq, a predicted model, not a curated record